Molecule: messenger RNA, 848 nt
Organism: Spea bombifrons (plains spadefoot toad)
Lineage: Eukaryota; Metazoa; Chordata; Amphibia; Anura; Pelobatidae
Gene: SPACA9
Product: sperm acrosome associated 9
Exons: 4
Coding region: 166-834 (222 amino acids)
Cellular component (GO): sperm flagellum; acrosomal vesicle; ciliary base
Source: RefSeq, a predicted model, not a curated record
GCAUUGUGACAUAACGCUAAGAAAACCAGGCGUUACGGAACAAAGGCAACGCAGAUCCUUCAAGGAGAAUAACAAGGAACAUCACAUAUCUUCGGUGCCUCAGAGGCUGGCGUGACAUCUUCUGUUUAAAGACAAAUUGCUGGUCCUUAACCUAGAAAUCCUACAAUGAACGACGCAAAGCAAACCUUUAAGGAGCUGGAGCAGAGCUGCAAACUCCUGUACCAACAGCAGAUGACCUUCAUCAAUGCUUUAGAGAGGACUCGUGAAAAUGCCCAUGAUAGAAUCAAGCCCGUGAGGAACCUGGAACAGGUCCGCAGCUACCUGGACAAUUACUGUAACAACAGCACAGACAGACGCAUCCUGUCCAUGUUUCUGAGCGUAUGCGCGGAUCUCACAGAUUUCUCUGUCAACCUGGCCGAGCUGCAAUCUGGGACCAAGGCGGCUCGUGAUAUUUUAGAAGAAAACAUGAAUCUUCUUAAUCCAGACAAUGACAUCUCUGGUCUGAGAGCCAAAUAUCCUCAUGAUGUUGUGAACCAUCUAAGUUGCGAUGAAGCAAAGAACUUCUACGGUGGAGUAGUAAGCUUGAUCCCUAUACUUCUGGAUAACCUUCGAGAGGCCAUCUCCAGGAUGGAAAAGACGCAGUCGGACCAAAAGCAACCGGGGAGCAAUGGACUGAGAACCAAAGAGCGGAACGAAACUAACAAAGGGGAGAAGAAUGUCACACAAACCACAGGGGUCCAAACCAUGGUUAGUCAGCGAAACAACACAAAGAGAGGUUCUAAUGAACUUUGCAGACCAGCCUGGAGACCAUCGGGAAGAAUCCAUACCAUAUAAAAUGCAGUGGCUCU